Messenger RNA from Batrachochytrium dendrobatidis JAM81, 3397 nucleotides. RefSeq lists its product as uncharacterized. The coding region runs from base 124 to 3225 and encodes 1033 amino acids. Lineage: Eukaryota; Fungi; Chytridiomycota; Chytridiomycetes; Rhizophydiales. Gene Ontology annotation, molecular function: ATP hydrolysis activity; translation elongation factor activity; ATP binding. The transcript has 4 exons. The record is from RefSeq and is a predicted model, not a curated record.
CGACCAAGUUCUUUCAAAGGAUUGACUUACUCGUGAAACUCUUAAAAGUCGAGACACAACUCGAACUGCUUGCCGACCUAUAGUUUUUAUUUUCCUCCAACAGCACAGACAGAAUAUUUUAAAAUGACCAAGGCUCAGAUUGCCGAUCUCAUUAAGCAAGUUACAUCCGAUACCGCUUCUAUCGAUGAGCGCCGUGCAGCUGCUAGUGAUCUCGCCGGUCUUGUCAAGACCGUCGGUAUCUCUGCCGGCCUCAUUGAUGCUGGGGUUCUUGCAUCCCUCAAAACUGCCACUGAAAACAAAAAGUCUGUUAAUGCCCGUGAGGGUGCACUUUUUGCUUACAAGGAGCUUGCUGACAAACUUGGCUACCCUGCUGAGCCAUACCUCGUUCCUGAGCUCACUUCCAUCCUUAAUGGCUAUGGUGACAAGGUUGCCUCUGUCCGUGAGGCUGCCGAAGUUGCAGCUAGUGCACUAAUGGCUCUUCCUGGACGUUUCUCGGUUAAGCUACUCGUGCCUGUUUUGCUAAACAAUUUGUCCAACGAAAAGAAAUGGCAAACCAAGAUUGCUGCUCUCAAAUUUCUUGGAAACCUCACAAAGACCUCGGCCACUCAAGUGUCCCGCUGUCUGCCCGAGAUCAUUCCAGCUGUAUCCGAUUCCAUGUGGGCCACUAAACCCGAGGUCAAGGUUGCAGCUCACGAAUGCAUGACUCAGGUUUGCGGUGUUCUUGAAAACAUUGACGUUGUACCGUUCUUGCCUGCUCUUAUCAGCUGUAUUGCUCGUCCCGAGGAGGUCCCCGAAUGUGUUUACAAGCUUGCUUCUACCACCUUUGUGCAGCAAGUUGAAGCCCCAACUCUCUCCAUCAUGGUUCCUUUGCUUGUGCGUGGUCUUGCCGAGCGCAAACCUGCAGUUCUUCGUCAAACUGCUGUGAUUAUCGACAAUAUGUGCAAGCUUGUCGAGAACCCUGCAGAUGCCCAUCAGUUUUUGCCCAAACUCAUGCCUGGUCUUGAUCGUAUUAUUGAGAUUGCUGCCGAUCCUGAACUCCGUAGCGUUUCAACUAAUGCUCGUGCUACCAUGAUCCGUGUUGGUGGUGGUGCCGAUGUUCAUAUUGAGGAUCCAGAAGCUGUUGCAAAGCGUUUGGCCGAGGAACACGCUCAAACCAUUGCCUUGGUCAAAAAGUCUAUCUCUGCCGUGUCCAAGGACAAGGUUGACGAGCCCACUGUUGACUAUGUUGCAUCGCUCUUGUAUGUCAUGUACGACACUCAUGUGCUCGAUUUGCCCGACUUUAUCCAUACCGUCGUUCCCUUUAUUGGUCCCGUUAUUGGCGAGGCCAAGGCCAAGGAAGUUGCCAAGCCAUUGCUUGCUCACUUUGUUGAGAUGGACAAGAAGCGCCAAAAGCAGUCCAACGAAGAGGUUAUUGACGAGGGUGAAGAGCUUUGCAACUGCGAGUUCUCCCUUGCUUAUGGUGGUAUGAUUUUGCUCAACAACACCAAAUUCCGUCUUACUCGUGGCAAGGUCUACGGUCUUUGCGGUCCCAACGGUGUUGGUAAAUCUACUCUUAUGCGCGCCAUUGCCAAUGGACAACUUGAAGGUUUCCCACCUGCAGACGAACUCAAAACUGUUUUUGUCGAGCAUAACUUGCAGGCAUCUGAUGCCGAUCUAUCUGUGCUUGAGUUUUGUCUAAGUGAUGCAAAGUUUGAGAGCACUGCUGUCAGCAAUACCCUCAAAUCUGUCGGUUUCGACGAAGAUCGUCUUGCUCAGGCUGUCGGCUCCCUUUCUGGUGGCUGGAAGAUGAAGCUUGAACUUGCUCGAGCUAUGCUUGAAAAUGCAGAUAUUUUGCUUCUUGAUGAACCCACUAAUCAUUUGGAUGUGAGCAACGUCAAAUGGCUCGAGGACUAUCUUAACAACAUUCCUAAUGUCACAUCGCUCGUUGUUUCUCACGACUCGGGUUUCCUUGAUCGCGUCUGCACUCAUAUUAUCCACUACGAAAACCGUAAACUCAAGACAUACAGGGGUAAUCUAUCCAAGUUUGUGGAGCAGCGUCCAGAGGCUCGUUCUUACUAUGAGCUUUCUGCCACCCAGUUUUCUUUCAAAUUCCCAGAGCCCGGUUUCCUCGAAGGCAUCAAGUCCAAGGACAAGGCCAUUCUUAAGAUGCAGCGCAUCAAGUUUACCUAUCCAGGUGCCACCAAGCCCUCAUUGCAAGACGUAUCCCUACAAUGUUCGCUCAAUUCCCGUGUUGCUUGCAUUGGUCCCAACGGUGCUGGUAAAUCUACCAUGAUCAAAGUUCUUACCGGAGAAGUGAUUCCCGAAAGCGGUGAAGUAUGGAAACAUCCUAAUCUGCGUGUUGCCUACGUUGCCCAGCACGCCUUCCAUCACAUUGAACAGCAUUUGGACAAGACUCCAAAUGAGUAUAUUCGCUGGCGUUUCCAGUAUGGUGAGGAUCGUGAACUCCUUGCCAAGGCUUCGCGUCAAAUGACAGAAGAGGACCAAAAGCAAAUGCUCAAGGUCGUUGUUAUUGAAGCCGAAAAGUACCAAAUCGAGGCGAUUAUGGGCCGUCGUAAGGCCAAGCGUUCAUACGAGUAUGAGCUUAAAUUCAUCAACAAGCCCCACGAUGAUAACCAAUGGGUGUCUCGUGAGAAGCUUGAAGACUGGGGUUUUGAAAAGAUUAUCCAGGCAUUUGAUGACAAAGAGGCUGCAAAGGAGGGGGCUUACUCUCGUCCCCUUACAGCAGCUAAUGUUGAGAAGCACUUGAAGGAUGUUGGUCUUGAUCCCGAGUUUGCAUCACAUUCGCGUAUGCGUGGUCUUUCUGGUGGCCAAAAGGUCAAGGUUGUGUUGGGUGCCUGUAUGUGGAACCAACCUCACAUGCUUGUUCUUGACGAGCCGACCAAUUAUCUUGAUCGUGACUCGCUCGGUGCUCUUGCAGGUGCUAUUACCGAUUUUGGUGGUGGUGUUAUCAUUAUUUCUCACAAUGCCGAGUUCACUGAUGCCUUGUGUCCCGAAAAGUGGAACGUGGUAGAUGGCCGCCUCAGCAUCACUGGUGCCAAGAAGGAGAUGAUUGUUGAAAAGAUUGAGCUCAAGGAGCAAGAAACAGUGACCGAUGCAUUUGGCAACGUGACCAAGGUCAAGAGCAAGAGGAAGCUGACUCGCAAGGAACUCAAGGCAAAAGAGAAGAGAAUCGCCCAAAAGAUCAAGGAUGGCGAAGCACUCAACUCUUCUGAUGAAGAUUUCUAAUCUUUUAAUUUGACAGAUCUAUUUUUGGUUGGCAGUCAUUUCAGCAACUACACUACCUGUUUCGCCUCAAUCUAUUAACUGUCUUUCAAACAUCAUUCUCUUCAUCCAAUUUUUAUUCUCUCAAUCACUCCUUAAAUGGUGGGGAAAUAAACACUUGUCUCUUGAAUUGGUU